Penaeus chinensis is the source of this 617-nucleotide messenger RNA. Its product is annotated as cuticle protein AM/CP1114-like. The transcript has 3 exons. Gene Ontology annotation, molecular function: structural constituent of chitin-based larval cuticle. Bases 84 to 455 code for a protein of 123 amino acids. Gene Ontology annotation, cellular component: chitin-based extracellular matrix. The record is from RefSeq and is a predicted model, not a curated record. Lineage: Eukaryota; Metazoa; Arthropoda; Malacostraca; Decapoda; Penaeidae.
CUCUGACCAGGAGGCAGAAGAAGAGUAUUUAAAGUCCCGCAUCUUUUAUCUGCACGCAGUAACUUCCUCCUUGCGACUUCAACAUGAUCUUUACUAUCCUUGCACUGGUGGUGGCGGUCGCGGCGGCAGUGCCCCAGCAGGACCGUCCUAUAGCUAUCCUGAGAGACGACCGCAUUGCUCCCGAGAGCGGGUCCUACUCCUUCCAGUAUGAGACCGAGAACGGCAUCCGCCACACGGAGGACGGCAGCCCCGGCGAGAAGGGCCAGACCAACUCUCAAGGAGUUUACAGCUACUUACUCGACGACGGCAGCGUGGUCGAAGUAACGUACGUGGCCAACGAGAACGGCUUCCAGGCCCAGUCCCCUCUGCUCCCCGUCGCCCCCGCCUUCCCCCAUCCGAUCCCUGAGUACGUGUUGAGGCAGAUUGAGUUCGCUCAGCAACAGGAGAGUUUAUAAGAGAAAGAGUUACGAUUCCUUGGUCGAUGUUCUAGGCUCACUCUGUAUUUUGGUUUGUGUAGCUGUUUGAUAUUAUUAUUAUUAUCUUUUUUUGUGUGUGUUUUUGUAAUGUAAUUUGGUUGAUUGUGUUGUAGUUGUAUUUAAUAAAAGCAUUGAUGUACA